Molecule: messenger RNA, 1787 nt
Organism: Sapajus apella (tufted capuchin)
Lineage: Eukaryota; Metazoa; Chordata; Mammalia; Primates; Cebidae
Gene: DMC1
Product: DNA meiotic recombinase 1
Exons: 13
Coding region: 183-1202 (339 amino acids)
Biological process (GO): mitotic recombination; DNA repair; reciprocal meiotic recombination
Cellular component (GO): nucleus; condensed nuclear chromosome
Molecular function (GO): double-stranded DNA binding; single-stranded DNA binding; ATP-dependent DNA damage sensor activity
Source: RefSeq, a predicted model, not a curated record
CCUAGUCUUUCCAAGCUAAAUACUUCUCUUCUAGUCCUUGGUGACUUUGAAAUGAAAUCAGAGGCCUCAGGACAAAGGACUGCUUUUUUUUUUUCCCACUCCCCUCUCCCCAGAGGACUACUUCUUAAAUAUAUUUCUUAUUUUCCCAGAAGCAAUUAUUUUUCUGUUGCUCACCUUUCAAUAUGAAGGAGGAUCAGGUUGUGGAAGAACCAGGAUUCCAAGAUGAAGAGGAAUCUUUGUUUCAAGAUAUUGACCUGUUACAAAAACAUGGAAUUAACAUGGCUGACAUUAAGAAACUGAAAUCAGUAGGAAUCUGUACCGUCAAAGGGAUACAGAUGACAACAAGAAGAGCACUAUGCAAUGUCAAAGGACUCUCAGAAGCCAAAGUGGACAAGAUUAAAGAGGCAGCAAACAAACUAAUUGAACCAGGAUUCUUGACUGCGUUUGAGUAUAGUGAAAAGAGGAAAAUGAUUUUCCAUAUCACCACCGGGAGCCAGGAAUUUGAUAAGUUGCUAGGAGGUGGAAUUGAAAGCAUGGCAAUUACAGAAGCUUUUGGAGAAUUUCGUACUGGAAAAACCCAGCUCUCUCAUACCCUCUGUGUGACAGCUCAACUUCCAGGAGCUGGUGACUACCCAGGAGGAAAGAUCAUCUUCAUUGAUACAGAAAAUACUUUCCGUCCAGAUCGCCUUCGGGACAUUGCUGAUCGCUUCAAUGUAGACCAUGAUGCAGUACUGGACAACGUACUUUAUGCACGUGCAUAUACUAGUGAACAUCAGAUGGAGCUACUUGAUUAUGUAGCAGCAAAGUUCCAUGAGGAACCUGGCAUCUUCAAGCUAUUGAUUAUCGAUUCAAUAAUGGCACUUUUUCGAGUGGAUUUCAGUGGCCGUGGGGAGUUGGCUGAACGGCAGCAAAAAUUGGCCCAGAUGUUAUCACGACUCCAAAAAAUCUCAGAAGAAUAUAAUGUGGCUAUUUUUGUGACCAAUCAAAUGACUGCUGAUCCAGGAGCAACUAUGACCUUUCAGGCAGAUCCCAAAAAACCUAUUGGGGGACACAUUCUAGCUCAUGCUUCAACAACAAGAAUAAGCUUGCGAAAGGGAAGAGGAGAACUCAGAAUUGCCAAGAUUUAUGACAGUCCUGAGAUGCCUGAAAAUGAAGCCACCUUCGCAAUAACUGCUGGAGGGAUUGGGGAUGCCAAGGAGUAGGUGGUGAAUUGAUGCAAAUUGCUUCUUAGUGCUUAUUAGGAGCUGAAGAAAUGGAAAACCAGUCUCCAAUUUCACAUCUUGAAACACAGGUUUUUUUUCCCCAUGUUAUUAAAAGUCAGCAAAAGAGAUUUAAAUAUUAUAUUUAUCUUAAAAGUCCCUGAUUUAUAAUAACUAUACAUUGUAUGUAAAGUCAGGGAUAUGUAUGUGUGUGUGUGUGUAUAUAUAUAUAUCUGACAUAUAUAAAUUUAUAUACCUAUUGAAAUUCUCUCACUCUGUGUAUGCAUAUAUACCUAUGGAAAACUAGUUGUUGGGAAAGGGGUACCUGAUUCCCUCCCUUUCACUUUUCAAAGUGACCCACUAAGCAGGUGGAAACUCUAAGGGUUCAGAAAUGUCCCAUCCUCCUGAAGACUUUCCCUUCACCAUUUUUCUAGGGUGCAGUGCCACUGACUACAGAGCUGGAUGUUUUUCCACAGGAGGAUUUAAGGGAGGAAUGUUUAUAGAACACACACAAAAAAGCUCUUUCUAUUUAUAAUAUCAAACUGCAUAUUCACCUUUAUAGCAACAAAAAACAAACAUUAAAUUAAG